Physella acuta is the source of this 2754-nucleotide messenger RNA. Its product is annotated as GTP-binding protein Di-Ras1-like. Gene Ontology annotation, molecular function: GTPase activity; GTP binding. The record is from RefSeq and is a predicted model, not a curated record. NCBI's taxonomy places the organism in Eukaryota, Metazoa, Mollusca, Gastropoda, Physidae.
UUGACCACGUCAACAACUUUCACCUCCAUUCACCCCGCGCCCUGCACUAGACAGCCCCAACGAUCCCCACCCCCCAGACGUCCCGGCACUGAUUCCAGAUACCCCGUGUCACAAACAUGGGACAUGUUAUUUAGAUUCCAUACAUAAUUAAUGAGCCGGCUAAUUGUCGCAGCGGCUAUUGAUUCAGACAGUAGUUGCCCAUGUCUUCUGUCUAGCGCUAGCAGGCCAGUAGCAGAUAUGUGACACUGGACAGCAUUUAAUUAUUCCAUUCACACCUCGGAGUAAGAUUUGCAUUGUUCUAUUCAUAAUACGCGCUGGUCAAACCUAUUGUAUUACGGAGUGAACGUCUUCUAGAAAGGGAGAUCAGUGAAGUCAAAAAAUUACUGGAUUAUCUUUAAAUUUAAACCAACACCUUAUUUAGUUCUUUCAAAAGUUGUACGCAUUUGUAUUAUUUCAUACCGUGAACAAGUUCUUAAACCGGAUGUUAUUAUUUCUGUGUCCUGUUAAGGGAGAUCACUCGAUUUAAAUAACCCGGAUUACCUUCUAACCUUUGAACUGGAAAAACCCAAGAACCAGCAUUCUAUUCUGUCCGCUAUAUGUUUGGAAAGUCCUAAACAACGACCCCAGUUCCACUACAGUAUGGCGGACACCGACCAAAGGAACAGAGUAGUCUUCCUCGGCGCGGGGCGUGUCGGGAAGACCGCCAUCUUGAAGAGGUUCCUCUUCAACACCUUCCAGGAGGAGUACAAGGAGACGGUGGAGGAUUUGUACGCACGUGACUACAACAUCCGGGGCUCGUUGAUCAAGGUGGAUUUCCUGGACACGGCGGGGAACUUGACCUUUCCGGCCAUGAGGCGGCUGUCCAUCACGACUGCGCAUGCGUUUGUGUUGGUGUAUUCCAUCACGCUGGCCGAGUCGUUUGAAGAGGUCAAGAAACUGUGGGCACAGAUUCAGGAGGAGAGGGCCAGCUAUAGGGAACUUCCCUGUGUGAUAGUCGGCACCAUGAUGGACCUGGAGAACGGCAGACAGGUGGAGAAGUUCGACACGCUCAACUGGAUCUAUAGCAACAGUUUUUCUGGCGGCUUUGUUGAGGUGUCGGCAAAAGAGGACGAAAACAUCGAGGACAUCUUCCGUCUUCUGCUCGACCAGUCACGGGGUGAAGGUCGCCACGUGGGGGCGCUCAGUCACGUGCUCUCGACGCGCAGGCGCAGUGCCAACUCUCUGGAUGAAAGCGAACCGGAGAAGAGCGAAGAGUGGGACAGUGAUGCCAAGAACUUUAACAGAAGUCGCAGUCUUGUUAGGCGGGGUUCGAAACCCAAGGUGAAGAGGACCCACCGUCGGGGCAAGCAUGACUGCCGUGUGUCGUGACCUAGUUCCACAUCGGCUCCAGAACGUGCGCGUGACUGGUUGUCUACUCGAGAAAUGACGUCACUGUUCUAUCUAUUCAAGGUCGCACCUGUGCGGUGUGACGUCAUCCUUGUCACCUGCAUGUUCUGAAGAAAAAAAGAAAAAGAAGUGCGCUAAAUUGGAUGCCAUUGGAUGGGAAUUUUUAUUCAUUUUUUUAAUGAAUGUCGAAACAUACUCAUUGAUGAAAGUGUAAGAAUUUAAAUUAUUGGCUGUCAAUGCAACGUCAUAGCUCUCUGCGCAUGUCUAUUUCUAUCUUGGUAAUGAUACAGGUAAUGACUGCGCAUGUCUUGUGGAAGUGUAUGUUUGUAUGAGGCUGUCACAUAUUGCUUGAAUGCCACAUAUACAUAUUAGUGUAAUAGGUUUGUACGCUUUUAUCACUAUUUUUAAACUUCGUUGUAGGCCUAUAUGCAAAACCAUGCAGUUUAUACAUUAGAUUUUGUAUGUGCAAGUAGUGUCUUUGUCAAACUAUUUUAGUAGAUAGCUUUUUCAAUCCACGGGUUCAUCAACUUGUGAUUUGAAGGAGAAAAACUGCUCGAUUAUUUUAUUUUUUAUAUUGUGAUCGGUCUUGUUUAUUUCAUGCAUUUUUUUGGAGGCGGUAUGUUCACAUACGAGAGAGAGAACAAUUUUAAAUAAAAUUAAGCUCUGAUUUUGUACUUGUUUGCUACAAACAGUCGUGGAAAUUAUUUGUUUCUAGUCGUUUCUUGGGCUUGAGUCUGAAAACCUAUUCAGUUCUGAUCACGGGAUUGGUCACUAGAGAUUUUCAGUCAAGUGUUUUGUCUUGAUAAGAAUUUGGUGUGCUUUAUUGUAUCAAAGUUGAUUAAAUUAUUGCCUAUAUGGAGUGUAUAUGUUAUUUAUUGUUUGUUUCAUUUGCGUCCAUACUUGCUUAAUUGAUUAAAGGACUAAAUCUGUUAUAGUCAUAAUACUGUUUUUAUGAAUGCACAUAUAGUAAAGUUUUUCAACAAGCACUAUCGACUGUAAACAUUGGGCGUGUGUUGAUUAACUGAAUUUUGGUAUGUGUGACUUGUCGUGUGUGCGAAACUUUUAAAACAAAUUUCAUUUUUGUGAAGUCAAAAUGAAAUGUUGCUGUUUCAAUAUAAUGUAAAGUACAGAGGGAAUGUUGCUGUUUUAGCACAAUGUAAAAGUAAAGAAUCUUUGUUGCUGUUUCAGCACAAUGCAAAGUACAGAAGGAAUGUUGUUUUCCUCAGUACAAUGUAAAGUAUAGAGGGAAUUUUGCUGUUUCAGUAUAAUGUAAAGUACAGAAGGAAUGUUGCUGUUUCAGCACAAUGUAAAGUAUAGAAUGAAUGUUGCUGUUUCAGUACAAUGUAAAGUAUAGAAUGAAUGUUGCUG